GAUGGCAUAGUCCUCGGAGCAGAUACGCGAGCAACCGAAGGAAUGGUUGUUGCUGACAAGAACUGUUCAAAAAUACACUUCAUUUCUCCUAAUAUCUAUUGUUGCGGUGCUGGAACAGCUGCGGAUACUGAUAUGACAACUCAGCUGAUUUCUUCCAACCUGGAGCUCCAUUCGUUAUCCACUGGACGACUUCCAAGAGUUGUCACAGCUAAUCGAAUGCUAAAGCAAAUGCUCUUCAGGUAUCAAGGCUACAUUGGUGCUGCCCUGGUUUUGGGGGGAGUAGAUGUCACAGGACCUCACCUUUACAGCAUAUAUCCCCACGGAUCAACUGACAAACUGCCUUACGUUACCAUGGGUUCUGGAUCAUUAGCAGCUAUGGCCAUAUUCGAAGAUAAAUACAAACUGGAUAUGGAGGAAGAGGAAGCCAAGCAGCUUGUGAGAGAUGCCAUUGCAGCCGGCAUAUACAAUGAUCUGGGCUCCGGCAGUAACAUCGAUAUCUGUGUCAUAAGCAAGAGCAAGUUGGAUUUUCUCCGUCCAUAUGACGUGGCCAACAGAAAGGGGGACAGGUAUGGCAGAUACAAGUGUGAAAAAGGAACUACUGGCAUUCUCACAGAAAACAUAACGCUCCUGGACAUUGAGGUGGUGGAUGAAACUGUACAAACCAUGGACACUUCCUGA
Messenger RNA from Pelecanus crispus (Dalmatian pelican), 678 nucleotides. Lineage: Eukaryota; Metazoa; Chordata; Aves; Pelecaniformes; Pelecanidae. The record is from RefSeq and is a predicted model, not a curated record.